GGCUCAGCAGCGCCGCGCGCGACUCCCGCGAUAGCCAGAGGCCGAGCACCUGGGCCGCGUGCUGGGCCACGCAUGGCGGAUCCUCGGCGCGCCUCGUUCAGCCCCAAGGUGGAGUUUAUCUGCUUCGACGCGGAGAGCGGGACUCGCAGCACGGGCAGCUUUCAGUACGUGGAGAUGGCAGGGGCGCGUGGCACCGCGCGGCGGUCCUCCCCGUCGCGGGGGGCCCCGGCGGGCCGCGGCGGCGCUCCCGCGGCGCUGGGGGCCCGGUCCUCGAGCGCGGCAGCCCUGCCAGACCUCCAAGGGCUGCUGGAGCUGGAGGCCGAGUGCUUGCCCAGCAGCCUAUCUGCCGAGCCGGGCGGCAGCGAUGCCGAGAGCUUCGCCGACGAGAACCUGUUCGCGAAGGCCCAAGUGCGGCUCCUGCUUCAUCGUGGUGGUCAUGUGACUGCGAAAAGACAUUCGUCUACUGGGUCCAAGCGGGCGGUCUGCUCGAGACGUCUCCGCAAUCUGGGCGCGACCAGUCUCUGAUGCACGCCUCGGCGGCUUGUCUAUCGGG
Molecule: messenger RNA, 553 nt
Organism: Prorocentrum cordatum
Lineage: Eukaryota; Dinophyceae; Prorocentrales; Prorocentraceae
Source: the annotation of a GenBank genome assembly